AUCAUGUUGGGUCGGUAUAUCAGAUUCGCGAAAGUACCAAGUACACGGUAGAGCCAGGUAGAGCUUAUUCAUCUUUCAUCACAUUCAUAUUUGUGUGGUACUGACAAACCGGAAUACGUAAUCUAUCUCUAGUCAACAGUAUUGUUGCUCUGCUAAAAAGUUUGCAACAAAAAUUGGUUGAUUUUGCUCUUGCGUGUUACUGGAAUAGGUGGCGUAACAGCUCUUGUGAUUUAAAAAUCAAUCAUAUGUGGGAAAACUGUCAAAAAAAUGUUCAGUAACGUGCCAAGAAAGUUUUUGAAGAACUCGGACUCCGCCGAAGUUGAUGUUCGUGAAGAUGAAGAGCAGGCAAUUAAGUUUCAAGAAAUUAUUGAUCUUUUGGUUGCUGCUGGAUAUUUUAGAGCCAGAAUAAAAGGCCUGUCAAAUUUUGACAAGGUUAUUGGUGGGAUGACUUGGUGUAUCGAAUCAUGUAACUUUGAUGUCGAUGUAGAUUUAUUAUUUCGUGAGAAUCUGACAAUUGGUCAGAAAAUUUCCCUGACUGAAAAAAUUGUUGUCAUGUUACCAAAAAUGAAUUGUCCACAUAGAAUUGAACCUCACCAAAUACAAGGUUUAGAUUGUAUCCAUAUAUUUCCAAUUAUUCAAUGGCUAGUCAAACGCUCAAUGGAAAAGAGGGAAGAAACAGGUGACUUAGUCAGAUCAUUUGCGAUCAGUCAGUUUGACAAGAAUUAUUCCUUUUUGGAAGAUCAUGAUAAAGUCAUUGAGAAGAAAACCAUCAUUCCCUACAUUAAAUCAGCUAAGAAAGCAUUUGAACCACGACGUUGUUUUAAACGGAAAGAUCCUCCUUUGAGUGAUGAAAUUGAUCAAGUUCGAAGUACUCUUUUGGAAUAUGGUUCAUUGGCGAUUACAUCAGUACUAUCAAAAACAAGCACAUUGCAGGGUGUAUCUAAUUCCAAUGCAAAAGAACAAGAGGAGAAUAGUGAUGACUUAAUGAAAAGUAUGUCCAUUGCUGAUGAUAAUAUAAGUCGUCUAAGUGCCAGUGCAGUUGGAAGCAUUGUAGGUAUGCAGGCACAAGAAAUUGCUGAAGUUACUAAGCAAUAUGCUUCCUUAAAUGUAGGAGCUGAAGAAAAUUCUAUGUCAACGUUGAUUGGUGCAAUUGCUGCGCUGGACAAGCAAAAAACAAAUCUAAAAAGCAGAGAACAGAAGUUGAAAAAGGAAAAAGAUGCCUUAUUGGAGAAGGUAUCCGAAACAAUUGAGAGACUGAAUAAAGUUCGCACAGAGGAACGUAGUGUACAAGAUGCAUUCCAAGCAAUGAAAGAUAUGGAAACUGAUGAGAAUAGAAGUAUUAUACAAAAUUUGGAACAGCUUCUCCUGGUGCAUGAUAAUAUGAAAGAUCAGGAACAUAAAUUUCGCGAACAAUGCAAAGCAGACUUGAAUGUAUUUCAAGAAAUGGUCUCACAGGUUGAGAGUAGUGAAUUACGCGAAGAAGAAAUGCAUACAGUGGAAUAUGAGGAGCAAAAAGAAAUUGUCAAUAAGUUGCGAUUACAAUUAGCUAAAAAAAAUCGUGCAAUAGCAUCAUUAACGAGGCAACUUGAUGAUGUCCCAGGUCGUUCUGAAUUAAACCAAUAUCAACGACGUUUUUUGGAACUAUAUAAUCAAGUUUCAGCGAAACAUAAGGAAACUAAGCAAUAUUAUACCUUGUACAAUACACUGGACGAUACAAAAUUGUAUCUGAGCAAGGAAUUGACUUUGUUAAAUUCCAUACAAGAUAAUUACAACGAAGCUAUGUCAUCGACAAGUGGCAAGGAACAAUUUUUAAAGCAGUUCGAAGCUAUUGUCGCAGGUGUGGAUAAGAACAAAGCAAAGGUGGAAAGAAGAUGCGCCGAUGAAAAGAUCAGAAGGGAUGCUCUGAGUCAACAGCUCGUUACAUUAAUAGAACAACAACGCCGUUACGUUGUUGCAGUUCAACAAUUAACAACUGAGUGUCGCAAAAACGAAGCGUUAUUAGCUCAACUUCGUGGACCAUGAAUAUAUAUACUGGAGACGU
Messenger RNA from Cephus cinctus (wheat stem sawfly), 2041 nucleotides. RefSeq names its product coiled-coil domain-containing protein 93 (gene fidipidine). NCBI's taxonomy places the organism in Eukaryota, Metazoa, Arthropoda, Insecta, Hymenoptera, Cephidae. The record is from RefSeq and is a predicted model, not a curated record. The transcript is spliced from 12 exons. Gene Ontology annotation, biological process: Golgi to plasma membrane transport. The coding region runs from base 268 to 2022 and encodes 584 amino acids.